GUGUGUCUCGUGGUGUUUCGUGUGUUCAUUUUCGGUUCUCGUUGUGCUUUUGUUCUCUUCGUCGUUUGUGUGUUUGAUACGCGCGAGUUAAUCGUAAGCAGCCCGUCCGCAGCAGCUCUGAAUGAGAUUUACCCGCGAGGCGCCGACAACGACACGUUGGAUUUUGCGGGGGCGUUGAACGGCUACGGCCUGCUGGUAGAGCCAAGGCGGCAGUCGGCCGCCGCACCAGGUCAAAGAGUCGGCGGCGCGGUGGCAGGCAGCGGGGUGCUCGCAGCGUUGCCCGGCUCGCUCAACGAGAAGGGCCUCGCGCUACUGCAGGACCAUCACCUGCGCCUGCAGCAGCAUCUACAGCAGCAGCAGCAGCUAGAGCAGCAGCAACAGCAUCAGCUCGAGCUCGAACAACAGCUGGCGUUCUAUCACCACCAUCAGCAGCAGCAGCAACAGCAGCAAGAACAGCGUCUAGGGCUGGCGACCAGCAGUGCAAAAACGAAGACCGCAGGGUUGGCGGGCCUCGACAGCGAGGCGGUACGCCGCUGGGUCGCAGAGGCAGCCCGCUCGGUACGCCCGGCACUGCCGACCAGCCAGACCCCAGCGGCUCUGCUUCCUUAUCUGCAGCAGCAGCAGCAACAAUCCACUGCUCAGUCGUACGGGAUCAGUAGCUCUCAGAGGAUACCCUCGUCGUCCUCCUCGUCGUCGACUCAGCAAGCACAAGCGUCGCGACGAAGGCCCUCCGACUCGAGCCCGCCAUCGACCCCGUUCGCGUCGCCCAUGACCCAAACCCCGAGCAUGCACUUACUCGAGGGCAGCAACAACGUCGCGGAGGCAAUGGUGGCUCAGCAACAGCAACAGCAGCAACAGCAACUCGCCCAAAACAAAGUACCGAAACAAACGAGCCCGACCAAUAACAACACCAUCGAGGCCUGGCGCUCGAUGCAAGCCAACGUACCGCAAUUCGGACUGUGGAGCACGGCAGCAGCAGCAGCAGCCGCAGCAUCGGCCUCGCAAGCCGACCAAGUGUCGCAGCUCGUCCUCUCGAGUUUGGCCAGCCAAACCGUCGUCCCGGUAUCGACGUCGCAAACGUCAAAGUCAGCUCAGCAGCAGCAGGCGCGCGCCAACUCGUCGUCGGCUCAGCAGCCGGCACAGAGCUCCAGUAUGGACGUCGAUCAGCCGCUCGACUUCUCCGUCGGCUCGCUGCAGCAGCAUCGACAGCAGCUCCAGCAGCUCGCUCGGGCCAGGACUGUGCACGAACAAUUGCAGGUCCGAGCUAUGUUGCAGCGCCAACAGGAGCAGCAACGGCAACAAGAGCAGCAGCUACAACAGCAGCAGCAGCAGCAACAGCAACACGAUAACAACAACGGCACGAACAAUGUACUCGCGAAAAAUACCAAAAUAACUAGCUCCGAGCGGCAAAGUUACAGCGCUAGUGAGGCCAGUGAUAGCGCCAGUGAGGACGAAGGUGUGUCGACGAGUGGCAGUCCGAAUGGACCUCUUCGAGGACUCGACAGCGAUGCGUGCGAGCCGAUGACAGAUCGAACUUAUGCCAAGAUAUGGCUGAACCAAAGCGAGCUCGGUUGGCGAACGGAGAAGAGCUUGAAGCGUCACUCCUCGCCGCCGCAAAGCUCGAGCCCAAAGACGACGAUGAGCACUACGACGAGCGCGCCGAACGCCCAGGCGCUGUCGCCCAGCAGCGCGGCCGGUGGUGCCGCCGGUGGGGACCUGCCGCUGCUGCCGCACACUUCCUCGCCCAUCAGCAUACCCACCAGCAAUCUCGAUCUCAGGAGUCCACCUGCGCUGCACGUGAAAAAUUUGGGCCUCUCGCCGACGAGCGACGCGCUUGGACGUGCAGAAAAGAAUCCGUCAUCGCCCGACUCGACGCAUGAUGCUGAUUUGCACGGUGACGUCGAAGCUCACGACCUGAGCGGCGACGACCGCAGCAUCAACAGCGACGUCCACGACAGCCACGAGGCACAUCUCGAUCAUGACUCGAUCGACUCGGACCGAGAGGCGCUCAAUCUGGUGACGGACGGUUCGCAGCGCGGCAACAGCAGCGGCGGCACCAGCGCCAGCGCCUCGUCGCCGAGCUCCGGUGUCUCGAGCAGUCACCAGCUCACGAACAACAGCCACAACACGUCCAUAAACGUCAGUGGUGGUAACAACAACAACAGUCACAACAACAACAACAACAGCAGCAGUAACAACAACAACAACAACAACAGCACGAGCAACAAUGGCGGCAGCGCGACGUCGCCGGCCGCGCUGGCGGCAGCCCAGCUCGUCAGCCAGCAAUUGCUCAUGCACGCUGGCCAGCUGGGCGCCCUCGCGCCCCAGGAAAUCCAGGCGAUAGCCUCGCAGCUGCAGCACCAGAACGCGAUCACGCAGACCCUGCAGCAGCUCGCCAUGAUCCAGGCGAAUCCGGCCUCCGCUCCGUUCUUCCUGCAGAACCAGGUGCAGCAAGCGGUCGCGCAGGCUGCCCAGCAGAUCCAAGUCAUGCAGAAGCAGCACUCGGCCGCUCUGCAGAACAGCAACGCGAUCAGUCGACAGCAGCAGUCUUCGGCCACGUCCACGGUGCAGCAGCAGCAGCAGCAACAACAGGAUCAUCAACACCGAUCGCCCCCGCCACCGGGAACGCCACCCUCGAUCAAGGCGAGCACGUCGAGGCACGAGCCGUCGCCCGAGGAGACGACCGAUCUCGAGGAGCUCGAGCAGUUCGCCAAGACGUUCAAGCAGCGCAGAAUCAAGCUUGGCUUCACUCAGGGCGACGUCGGCUUGGCCAUGGGCAAGCUCUACGGCAAUGACUUUUCUCAAACGACGAUAUCGAGGUUCGAAGCUCUGAAUUUAUCGUUCAAAAAUAUGUGCAAGCUCAAGCCGCUGCUACAAAAGUGGCUCGAGGAUGCCGAUAACUCGCUCAACAAUCCGAACUCGCUGUCGAAUCCAAUGACCACGCCCGAGGCGAUCGGUCGACGGCGAAAAAAACGCACGAGCAUCGAGACGAGCGUGCGGAUAGCCCUCGAAAAAGCCUUCAUGCAAAAUCCAAAGCCGACCUCCGAGGAAAUCACCGCCUUAGCGGAUAAUCUGGCCAUGGAGAAAGAAGUAGUUAGAGUCUGGUUCUGCAACAGGCGGCAGAAAGAAAAGAGGAUAAAUCCGCCGACCGCGGCCAUGGGCAGUCCGACGAUGGCCUCGCCAGCGCCGUCCGCGUCCGUGUUCGCCUCGCUGGCCAGUACGAUGUCGAGCCCGCCGUUGACGAUGGCCUCGCACUCGUCGCCACUGCAUCAUCCGCACUCGACGCCGCUUGGCUCGCCCCUGCCUCUGGCGCUGGUCGCCAGCUCGGGCGGCUACGGUCAGCCCAAAUCUAGCCCGCUGACCGAGUGACAUCAGCAGUCUUUAGCUCCUGGCGGAGCGACGGCCGCGAUUUACAUGCAAGAGCAACAUCACUUGCAUCAACAUCCGCAUCAGCAGCAGCAGCGUCGAAUGGCGUGUAAUUUGCAGGACUUUUAUCGCUAACAGCCCGAUUGUGCUUGAACGACACUGAUCCUCGGCAAAAACUUCUGCGUGUGAUCCUCGGACAGAGUCAUACUAUGACUGCUACUAAAGCUACUUCUAUCUUUUACUAAUAUACUACCUCGCUCUUAUUACUAAUAUUACUAAUAUUAUGCUAUUAAAACUUUUACUAAAUCUACUAACUACUUCUACUAACUAUUACUCUUCAGAACCAAAUAUAUAAUUAUAUAUAUACAUGUAGACAUCUUGUGAAUAGCGGAGAAUCACUAGCUGCUCGAUGUCCUAAGCGGUGCGACCAACAGAACAUUUUAGGAAUUAUAAAUACGACGAUAAUAAUUAUUUAUAAUUUUUUUAUUGUGUACAUAACUAGGUAAUUUCUGUCCACUUUGAAUUAGACUAUAAUAUCUAUCUUUACAUGUAAGUAGAUAUAUCGACAUGUGUUCUAUGUGUAAAUUAUUGUGUAUUUAUUGUGUAUCAUUUGCGUCUUAAAUUAUAGAACAGAGACGCCAUUAACGACGUUUUGUACGAGACGAAGGUAAUAAACGAACGUGAAUCGUUUUUUUUUGUUUGAACCUUCGUCUCCUGUUUAACACAUGAUUACAAUUAAAUGUGUAUGUAUAAUUUCAUAAGUACUACGAGCGGAUUUUUAUUUGAUGUAUUUCGCGCGCUACUUCUUCCUAGCGAUUUGCCUCAAAACGAUGAUCAUUAAAAAGUAGGAAUUUGUGUUUAUUCGUAUCGUUGAGAAUUAGCAAAUUUAAAUUUGUAUCAUACAAUUAUUAUUUAAAAUUUACGCCAAAAUUAUUUUCUGUAUUAUGUAUAGUAAUUCGAGUAUAAAUCUGAGCGUUAAUUACAUCGAUUUAUAAUGAAUAAUAUUUGUAGAAAAAUCUCAAUGUAACUUUAAAUUUUUUUGCGCUAAAUAAAUUUAUUUAACGACAAAAACUGUUUCAAGUACACUUACUGCAUGAAAAAUACAAAAAAAUAAAAAAUAUCAUCCUUCACGCGCUGGUAUUUGAAAAAU
Messenger RNA from Trichogramma pretiosum, 4516 nucleotides. Its product is annotated as protein nubbin-like. Gene Ontology annotation, biological process: regulation of transcription by RNA polymerase II. The record is from RefSeq and is a predicted model, not a curated record. NCBI's taxonomy places the organism in Eukaryota, Metazoa, Arthropoda, Insecta, Hymenoptera, Trichogrammatidae. The transcript has 9 exons. The coding region runs from base 769 to 3369 and encodes 866 amino acids. Gene Ontology annotation, molecular function: RNA polymerase II cis-regulatory region sequence-specific DNA binding; DNA-binding transcription factor activity, RNA polymerase II-specific.